AUGUUCGCCUCUACUGCUCGCCGCGCCGCGGCCCAGGCCUCCGCCUAUGCGCCUAAGUACACCAUCCCCCGUACCGUUGCCGGUAUGACUGUGGGCACAGCCAUCCAAUAUGGUUCUGUCGCCGCUGGCUUCGGUGUCGCUCUUGGCAGUGGUGCCCUCUUCAUCUUCGGCGAGGUUCCCCGUGUCCGCAACGAUAUCCUCCGCAAGCUUCCUUUCUUCGAUAACUACUACGACCGCACCAUCGCCCCUGAGGACAACCCCUUCUAA
This is a messenger RNA of Penicillium paradoxum, 267 nucleotides long. RefSeq names its product cytochrome b-c1 complex subunit 10. The transcript has 5 exons. Gene Ontology annotation, biological process: mitochondrial electron transport, ubiquinol to cytochrome c. The record is from RefSeq and is a predicted model, not a curated record. Bases 1 to 267 code for a protein of 88 amino acids. NCBI's taxonomy places the organism in Eukaryota, Fungi, Ascomycota, Eurotiomycetes, Eurotiales, Aspergillaceae.